Molecule: messenger RNA, 3267 nt
Organism: Ascochyta rabiei
Lineage: Eukaryota; Fungi; Ascomycota; Dothideomycetes; Pleosporales; Didymellaceae
Product: chromosome condensation complex Condensin, subunit G
Exons: 2
Coding region: 1-3267 (1088 amino acids)
Biological process (GO): mitotic chromosome condensation
Cellular component (GO): condensed chromosome; condensin complex
Source: RefSeq, a predicted model, not a curated record
AUGCCAGGGAGAACCGCGACGCGCUCCUCGCGCUCGACGCGCCAGUCGGCCGUCGCGAUACCGGACGAAGGGCCCGCCACCGCGCUGCGCACCCACGUCGUGCACAUCUUCAGCGACGCCCAGAAGACGACGGCCACGCAGCGCAAGCUGGUCGUCAACCUGCGCAAGAUCCAGGAAGCCUGCUGCUUCGAGCCCCUCGCCACCGCCAAGCAGGCCAACAGGGCCCUCGAGGAAGAGCUCGAGGACUUCGACGGCGACGACUUCAACCACGAGCUCAUGCGCAACGUCCUGCGCAUCAUGAACGUGAAGAAGAGCGAGCCCGUCGGCGACCGCGUCAUCCGCUUCCUCUGCGCCUUUCUCAGGUACGCCACCGAGAGGGACCAGGACCAGAGCGACAGCCCCAGCAGCCGCCUGACCAACCAAGUCCUCCGCAUCAUCCUGCGCCUCGCCACAUCCAAGGACAAGACCAUCCGCUUCCGCGCCACCCAGACAGUCGCCCACAUGCUCAACAGCCUCGAGCAGAUCGACGACGACGUCUACGCCCUGAUUCGCGCCGCCCUGUUCAAGCGCCUGCGAGACAAAGAGCCCUCGGUCCGCGUCCAGGCAGUCCUGGGCCUGGGCCGCAUGACGGGCGACGACGAAGAGAACCAGAACGACGACAACGACGACAGCGACGACGACGACGACAACGACGGCACCGGCACCAUCCGCCAGAAGCUCGUCAACAUCAUGAUCCACGACCCCGACGCCCAAGUCAGACGCACCAUCCUGGCAAACCUACCCAUCUUGCCCCCCGCAAUGCGAGACCAGUGGGAGCGCGCACGAGACGUGGACCCGGCUACACGAAGAGUCCUCUACGCCAAACUCCUACCAACGCUGGGCGACUUCAGGCACCUUUCGCUCGUCCAGCGCGAGAAACUGAUUCGCUGGGGCUUGAAGGACCGAGACGAUGCUGUGCGCAAAGCCGCCGCACGCCUGUUCCGCGAGCGAUGGAUCGAGGACUGCGCUUCGAAGCGUGACACGAGGCCCGAGGAGGAGAGACUGCCCGGCACCCUCGUGCCGCCAAGUCGUGAGGCUCUGUGCGAGUUACUGGAACGUAUUGAUGUCGUCCACGCAGGUGACGACGACGACGGCAUGGCGCAUGAGGCAAUGAAGGAGUUCUGGGCCGGACGACCCGACUACCGCGAGGACAUCGAAUUCGAUACCGACUUUUGGCUGAACCUGGACCCCUCGGCUGCUUUCAUUGUGCGCAGUCUGAACGACUACUGCCAGGACACCGACGACAAUCAAGUGCGCGACAUGUUGGAGAUGAAGCUGCCCACCGUCAAGGAAUUCGCGUUUAUCCUGCAAAAAGCCCUUAACUCGGUCACGGACAGCAUCACAAAAGCCGCGACCAUGGCAGAAGACGACAGCGAGGCAGACUAUCUCGAUGAGUUGAUCGAAGACGGCUGCUUCAUCGCCAAACAGCUUUUACACGUCUGCCUCACCCUGGAUUACUCAGACGAGAUGGGACGGAGACAGAUGUACAACAUCAUGCGAGACGCCAUCGCGAAGCCUGGACUCCCCGAAGACUGCACAAAGCUUGCCAUCGAGGUACUACGCAUUGUAUGCGGCGUUCGUGGCGAGUCAGACUUCUGCGCUGUCGUCAUGGAGGCUAUUGCAGACGUGCGCGACACCCUCCUAGAUCCAGAGUACAGUGCAGCGGAAGCUGGCGACGACCCAGAGAGCUUCCACUCUGCGCAGUCCGAGGCCAGCAGCCCUCCUCCCAUGGAGAGAAGGCCCAAGUCAGGAAAGGAACUCAGUCUCGAGGAGGAAGAGGAGAAACGGAAUCGGGAGACGCUGGUCUACUCAAAGUGUCUGCACAUUGUUCAGUGCACGCUUCAAAAUGUGACCGCCGACCUCGAGUCCGACACCAACCUGACCAACAUGCUCAACACGCUCAUUAUCCCUGCGGUGCAAUCGCGCGAGCUUAUCAUCCGUGAGCGCGGUAUCCUCUGCCUUGGCACCGCUGCCCUCCUUAGCAAGGAUCUUGCCGCCAAUAACCUCGACCUUUUCUUCCAUUGCUUUGUCAAGGGCCAUGACGGUCUGAAGGAAGUCACACUUCAAGUCCUCGCGGAUGUCAUCAUUACACACCCACAGCUGCUCGCACCGCCUGUGCCCGGUCCCGACACUACAGAACAGAGCGAAGUUCCCGAUAUCAACCCACGACUGAAACCCCUUGUCAAGGUCCUGCUCAAGGGCCUUGCUUCGGAGAACGGCGUGAUCGGGAGCAUCGCCUGCGAAGCAGCACAGAAGCUGGUUCUCCACAACAUUCUGCCUCCGGAAGCGACCGCGGAGAUUGUCAAGGCAUUCACGCUACUCUACUUCGAUCCUGAUGGUAUCACCAACCCUGCAGUGAGGCAGGCGCUGAGCUACUUCCUCCCGGUAUUCUGCCACUCAAAGGUCAAGAAUGCGCAGCUCAUGGCAAGCAUUGCCGUCCCGAUCGUUUCUAAGCUUCUCGUCAUCCGUGAUGAGAUUGAGGAAGAAGAGGACGCUGAGAUGGUGGGCUGGCCAGUCAUCACUGCGCACUUGGCCGACUGGACAGACGGUCGUAAAGUUGUCGGCCAAACGGAGCUUGGUCUCGACGGAAAGAUGAGCUCCAAGGCGGAAUCCGAGUUGCCUCACGUCGCCCUUGCAAUCGACAUUCUCGAGCGCGCGUUGACCAGCACCUGCUCCAAAGACGAACGCAAACCGCUCCUGUCGCUGCUGACCAAGCUGUACAUCUCACCCUCUGCACCAAAGAGGACGGAGGAGAGCAACGAUGACGAGCUUCUCGAGACGCUGCAGGCGCUUGUCUCCGAAGCCGUCGAAGACAAGAUUGGCACAGAUGCGACUCAACGCAACGCCCUGGUCAAACUCGAAACCACCCUCGCCAAACGAAUCGGCGAGGCAGCAAACGCCACGGUCGUCCAAGACGAUCGCGAGGACACCGUAACACCAGAAACCGCAGCCGGCCGCGGAGCACCUGCAGAGGAGCCUCGAUCCAGCGUCGCUCCGUCCGUCGACGGCAGCGAGAUGGACGUGGACGAUGACGAUGACACCAUGUUAGCCGGCAUGCAAGGCGAGGGCACACGCAUGCCGCUUGAAGCUUCCGACAGCGACGACGACGACGACGACGACGACGACGACGACGAGAGCACGCCUCGCCCCGCGAGAACAAAAACAGAAAAGACAGAAGCAGACAUCAUGGACGAGCUGCUUGCAAGCGACGAGGAGAUGGAUAUGUAA